Messenger RNA from Leishmania mexicana MHOM/GT/2001/U1103, 1338 nucleotides. RefSeq names its product putative acid phosphatase. The record is from RefSeq and is a predicted model, not a curated record. Lineage: Eukaryota; Euglenozoa; Kinetoplastea; Trypanosomatida; Trypanosomatidae. Gene Ontology annotation, biological process: dephosphorylation. The coding region runs from base 1 to 1338 and encodes 445 amino acids. The transcript has a single exon. Gene Ontology annotation, molecular function: phosphatase activity.
AUGAAUAUGGCGAGGCUUGUCUCAGCGUUCGGUCUCCACGCUGCGCGACGCAAUAAGCCGUCAACAGCACCUGAGACAAGUUACCUCCCACAUCCCCGCGCGAACAUCAACUGGACACAGCAGAGCCUGAGCUCAAAUUUAACCAAGGCGGAGCGCAAGGAGAUUCUCAAAAGCAAGCUGGUGCUGACAAAGCUGGUGGUGCUCAAUCGCCACGGCCACCGCGCACCGAACGCGCCGUUUUGGAAGAUGUGCCCAAACGAUAUCAAGAGCAAGAAGCGCUACGACGUCGACGCAGAGGACUUGACUGGGCUCGGCAUGGAGGAGGAGUACAGCUUUGGCCAAUAUAUACGAAACACCUAUCACGCCUUUAUUGGCGACAAGUUCAACCGCACGCUGCACUACUUCCGCGCUGUCGGCGAGCCGCGCAUCUUGCAGUCGGCGAUGGCGGUGGCCCAAGGCAUCUUCCCGAACGGAUUCGGGCUGGGCGGCUACUUGCCCUCGCGGCCGCAGUUUGUGCCCAUCUUCUCCGACAUGGACACGCACGAGUACCUGCUCGAUGACGUGCCGUGCUUCCGGCGGGCCGAGAAAGACUCGCAUCAGUGGAUCGACAACGACUAUCAGAGCUUCAUCGAUGACCCGAACACGGCUCGUGUGUUAAAGAUAAUAAAGGAGGUGUGCGGCGAGUACAUCGGCGCGGCGGAAGGCUACGCCUACAUCAAGACUGUGGCAGACGGUCUCACGUUCAACAGCGACAUUGGUCUGAAGGUGGCCCAGGGCAGGCUGACACCAGAGAUGUUGUUCAGCAUUCGAAACGUCUCGCUGCAGCUCCUCAUGCAGCGCCUCUACGACACAAAUGAGCAACAGACGUACAUGGCGGUCGACCUCCCCCGCAACAUCCUGCAGACGCUUAACCACACCCAUGUCGGCGAUACCCCGCAGCAGCUGAACGACUUCACCGAUACGCGGCAGGAGUCCACCUUUUACUUUAUGCACCGUGAGGCCCUCUACGCCUUCGCGCAGUUUUUUGGCUUUCAAUAUAACGUAGCUGGGUUGCCCUCAGGGGAGUUGCCUGUGGCAUCCUCCAUCAUUAUGGAAAAGCUCGUGCCUCAUCGCGACCAGUGUUCCCACAACACCUCCAACAUCUACGUCCGCAUGACGCUCUGGACGCCGCACAACGGCAUCUACACAAUACCCAUCUCCACCUGCCGUAUCCCCGAACUGUGUGAGCUAAAGGAGCUGCAGCACAUCCACGACACCCGCGUGAGCCUAACGGGUACAUGGGAGCAGCUGUGCAACUACACGCCGCAAGAAAUCGAUCACACAACGGAUAUUCGUUGA